This is a messenger RNA of Saccharomyces cerevisiae S288C, 1320 nucleotides long. RefSeq names its product metal cation transporter COT1 (gene COT1). The record is from RefSeq and is marked reviewed. Gene Ontology annotation, cellular component: vacuolar membrane; membrane. Gene Ontology annotation, molecular function: monoatomic cation transmembrane transporter activity. The transcript has a single exon. Gene Ontology annotation, biological process: monoatomic cation transport; intracellular monoatomic cation homeostasis; transmembrane transport. Lineage: Eukaryota; Fungi; Ascomycota; Saccharomycetes; Saccharomycetales; Saccharomycetaceae. Bases 1 to 1320 code for a protein of 439 amino acids.
AUGAAACUCGGAAGCAAACAGGUAAAAAUUAUAUCCUUGUUGCUGCUAGACACAGUGUUCUUCGGGAUCGAGAUAACUACCGGGUACUUGUCUCACUCUUUGGCUCUAAUCGCGGACUCAUUCCAUAUGCUAAACGAUAUAAUUUCUCUUGUGGUUGCACUUUGGGCCGUAAAUGUUGCCAAAAACAGAAAUCCGGAUUCAACGUACACUUAUGGUUGGAAAAGGGCGGAGAUUUUGGGUGCUCUGAUUAACGCCGUCUUUUUGAUUGCCUUAUGUGUCUCAAUUUUGAUAGAAGCGCUACAAAGAAUUAUUGCUCCCCCCGUGAUUGAAAAUCCUAAGUUUGUGUUGUAUGUGGGUGUCGCAGGGUUGAUAUCGAACACCGUUGGACUUUUCUUAUUUCACGACAAUGAUCAAGAGCAUGGACAUGGACACGGACAUUCCCAUGGCGGUAUCUUUGCCGACCAUGAGAUGCAUAUGCCAUCAUCCCACACACAUACACAUGCCCAUGUUGAUGGAAUAGAGAAUACUACACCAAUGGAUAGUACGGAUAACAUUAGUGAGAUUAUGCCUAAUGCUAUAGUAGAUAGUUUUAUGAACGAAAAUACUAGAUUAUUGACACCGGAAAAUGCAUCCAAGACGCCAUCAUACUCAACGUCAAGCCAUACGAUUGCCAGCGGCGGAAAUUACACAGAACACAACAAGCGCAAGAGAUCUUUAAAUAUGCAUGGUGUGUUUCUUCACGUUUUGGGCGAUGCUCUUGGCAACAUCGGCGUUAUGUUGUCUGCAUUUUUCAUUUGGAAGACCGACUAUUCUUGGAAGUAUUAUACAGAUCCGCUUGUCUCAUUGAUAAUUACCGGUAUAAUUUUUUCCUCUGCGCUUCCUCUAUCGUGCAAGGCUUCCAAAAUAUUGUUACAAGCGACACCUUCCACUUUAUCCGGCGAUCAAGUAGAAGGUGAUCUUUUGAAAAUACCAGGAAUAAUAGCUAUUCAUGAUUUCCAUAUUUGGAAUUUAACAGAGUCUAUUUUUAUUGCAUCUUUGCAUAUUCAACUAGAUAUCAGCCCGGAACAAUUUACUGACCUGGCCAAAAUAGUUAGAUCAAAACUUCACCGCUAUGGCAUUCACUCCGCUACUUUGCAACCUGAAUUUAUUACCAGAGAGGUUACUUCAACCGAAAGAGCCGGAGACUCCCAAGGUGAUCAUCUACAAAAUGACCCGCUUUCAUUAAGGCCAAAGACAUAUGGUACUGGCAUUUCAGGUUCCACUUGUCUUAUCGACGACGCUGCCAACUGCAACACAGCUGAUUGCUUAGAGGAUCAUUAA